Molecule: messenger RNA, 807 nt
Organism: Penaeus indicus
Lineage: Eukaryota; Metazoa; Arthropoda; Malacostraca; Decapoda; Penaeidae
Exons: 2
Coding region: 73-660 (195 amino acids)
Cellular component (GO): extracellular region
Molecular function (GO): chitin binding
Source: RefSeq, a predicted model, not a curated record
UUCGUGGCGCUAUAUAACUGUGGCGACGCCUUCCUUUGGCACAGUGCAACGUUCAGUCUACUUCAAGCCAUAAUGAUGGUCAAAGUUUUGGUCUUGGCUUUAGCCCUUGUGGGAGCCGUCCACGCCGACAAGAUGUUCAGCCCGCCCGCUCCUCCCGCCCCAGGAUACUCGUACGGCGCCCCGGACCUCAGGGCCGACGCCUCCACUCUCGACCAGCAGGAGCAGGACCCCAUCGCCGCCCUGGCCGCCAACAUCCCCGGCGGAGGCGUCCCUGGCGACGACUACCCCAUCCUGGCCUCCGUCCCCGACACCGGCUUCUCCUGCGAGGAACAGGAAUUCCCAGGCUACUAUGCUGACACCGCCCCGGAGGCCGGCUGCCAAGUGUUCCACAUCUGCCAGUUCGACGGCCGCCAGGACUCCUUCCUGUGCCCCAACGGCACCAUCUUCAACCAGCAGUACUUCGUGUGCGACUGGUGGUUCAACGUGGACUGCGCCGCGUCCGUGCAAUUCCGAAGCCUCAACGCUGACAUCGGCAAGAUCCCCGAAGACGCUGCUUCCUCCGUCCGCAACGACGUCGUGGCACCGAAUCAGCUCUAUGGCACUCCCGAGGAACCUCCCACAGUCCCCUCCCAACUGUACAACAGCCCUAACAGAUUCUAAGGAGUUUACAUUGGAUAUAGCACAGCACUAUAAGACUUUCAUCGCACACACUCGUUAAAAAUUGAUAUUUAUUUCUUCUGCAGCUGUAGAAAGAUUUCUGUUACAGCUGACAUUGUACAUUUAUUCUUGAAAUAUGAAGUUAAGCAU